AUGUUCAAAUUUGCAGGAAAUGUCAUCGCACUAUGUUUGUUUCUAUCACCAACGCCAACUUUUAGAAAGAUCGUGAAAAAGAAGUCAGUGGAGGAAUACUCACCCAUACCGUAUUUAGCCACUCUAAUAAACUGUCUCGUUUGGGUUCUCUAUGGACUCCCUAUGGUGCAUCCGGACAGCACGCUGGUCGUUACAAUCAACGGUGCAGGCGUCCUAAUCGAAGUUGUGUUCAUAACCAUCUUUUUCGUUUUCAGUGGCCGCCCAAAACAGAGAUUGGUAAUAGCCGCUGUUUUAGCGGGUGAAACGCUCUUUGUGGCUAUUCUCGCAGUCCUGGUCUUCACUUUACAACACACUAUCACAGAACGUACGAUGAGCGUUGGAAUCAUAUGUUGCGUUUUCAACGUGAUGAUGUAUGCUUCUCCAUUAUCUGUUAUGAAAAUGGUAAUAAGAACGAAAAGCGUGGAGUUCAUGCCGUUUUGGCUGUCGUUGGCUGCGUUUCUAAACGCGGGUGUUUGGACAGUUUAUGCACUCAUGCCUUUGGAUCCGUUCAUAGCUAUACCAAAUGGAAUUGGAUGUGUAUUUGGGCUGGCUCAAUUAAUAUUGUACGCUACAUACUACAGUUCCACCAAAAGAAUGAUGGCAGAAAGACAACCGAUGAUAGGCUUAUCCAGUGCGGUUGUUCAUACUGGAUCUGAGAAAGUUGCACAACAAUCAGCUUAG
Eruca vesicaria subsp. sativa (arugula) is the source of this 720-nucleotide messenger RNA. The record is from the annotation of a GenBank genome assembly. Lineage: Eukaryota; Viridiplantae; Streptophyta; Magnoliopsida; Brassicales; Brassicaceae.